GUGAUUUUAUAGCUAAAAAUUAAGUCUACAUCUGACUUUCUUACAUUCAUUAUGCUGUCCUUUCCUUCAAUAACCUCACUCUUUUUACUUCAUUCUUUAGCAUCUGCACACACUGAAAGGUUUGUCAUCGUUAAAAGUCUCGCCGAUCAGGCAGGUGCUCACUUGGACCUAGCUGGGAAACAAUCUUAUGCCAUCUACGAACUAUGCACUCGACAACAUCUUUUACCGAGACUCGUCCCGUAUAAUUACCAUAUGCGGCUGAUAAACGGCCACGUCAAAUGCGAGGAUGAAGACAAUUGCGACUUUAUUGGGUAUGCAUUUGAUAUAACGAUCUUAUGGGGACUUCCCCCUACAACCAUUCAGGCAUCGAAACAAAGACCUUGGAUUCCCAAUCAUUAUUAUGAUAAGGAAGUCAAAAGCUACGUAAAAUUACCUAUUCUGAACCGACACGAGUGGGCUGGUCCGACCAGGGAACUAAGCUGGCAGCAAAUUUAUGACAUCGGAGAGGAAUGGCGCACAGAGCACAGAGUUUAUUUUGGGGUGCUCAACAACUGCCAAAAUUUUGCCUACUAUUUAUACGACAAAAUUAAGAAAUAAUAAUGUUUUGUGCUGGGCGGGCGUGUCUUGGGGCAGGCGGGAUCGCGUUGUUUGCUGUUUUCUUGUCUUUUAACCAGCUCCUUGCUCUUAUAUAGACAGGUACCAAGAUUCUACUGCAGCAUAGUCUCGA
Molecule: messenger RNA, 727 nt
Organism: Pyricularia oryzae 70-15
Lineage: Eukaryota; Fungi; Ascomycota; Sordariomycetes; Magnaporthales; Pyriculariaceae
Exons: 2
Coding region: 52-597 (181 amino acids)
Source: RefSeq, a predicted model, not a curated record